GUUCUUGAGUGUGGAGUCUGUGAAGAUGUGUUUUCUUUGCAAGGUGACAAAGUUCCCCGUCUGCUCCUGUGUGGCCACACCGUCUGCCACGACUGCCUGACCAGGCUUCCCCUUCAUGGCAGAGCAGUUCGAUGUCCUUUUGAUCGACAAGUUACUGAGCUAGGAGACUCUGGUGUCUGGGGAUUGAAAAAGAAUUUUGCUUUGUUGGAGCUCUUGGAACGGUUGCAGAAUGGUCCUGCUGGGCAGUGUGGGACAGCGGAAGAAGCUAUUGGUCUGUCUGGAGAGAGCAUCAUUCGUUGUGAUGAAGACGAGGCCCACGUUGCUUCUGUCUAUUGCACUGUUUGUGCCACUCACCUGUGUGCAGACUGUUCCCAACUCACUCACUCUACCAAGACCCUAGCGAAGCACAGGCGUGUGCCUCUUGCUGAUAAGCCUCAUGAGAAGACAAUGUGCUCCCAACACCAAGUGCAUGCCAUUGAGUUUGUGUGUUUAGAAGAGGGCUGUCAGGCGAGUCCUCUGAUGUGUUGUGUCUGCAAAGAAUAUGGGAAGCAUCAAGGUCAUAAG
Acanthisitta chloris (rifleman) is the source of this 564-nucleotide messenger RNA. Its product is annotated as E3 ubiquitin-protein ligase TRIM23-like. The transcript has 3 exons. Gene Ontology annotation, molecular function: zinc ion binding. The annotation marks the transcript as partial. The record is from RefSeq and is a predicted model, not a curated record. NCBI's taxonomy places the organism in Eukaryota, Metazoa, Chordata, Aves, Passeriformes, Acanthisittidae.